CAAAUGUACGGUCUUCAGACAGUCGUCGAAGAUCCUCACUCCAGUAGGUCAAUUUUUAAGCUAAUGUUUUUAAUUUUAAGUGCGCAAAAAUCUUGACGCAGCAAGUAUAAACACAAAAAGAUUACUUCCGUACCAAAACAAAAACAGCACAGCCUCCGUCAGACGAGUGGACUUCCUACAGCGCCAAGUGAACCAGCAUUUGUGGAAAUCAUUAAGCUAACUAGCCAAGGCAAAUGAAAUACGAGCGACUCCUAUAGACAUCUUUGACAGAGAACAUAAUUCAAGAUGUUUAACGCUAACUCAUAAUUUCAGCUGAGAUAUUGUCCAUUUGGCACAGUUGUGAUUAGAGGCAGGAAGAGGAAGCGUCAAACAGUAAUUUGAAUUUUAAAAUGUAAUCAAGUGUUCGUGCAAGCAUUCUUGUGCGUUCAAACUCAGUGGUGCUUAUCAGAAAUGACUUCUGAAAUAGAACGUCUUCGAGAGAGUCAAAAGUAUGUUGUUUCUGAGCCUUCUUCAGAGGGCCAAACGAGAAUCAAGAAGCCACACAUAACUACUGAAGGAAAGGAGGGAAAAUUGCUAAGAAAAAAGCUUGCAAUUGCUCUUGGUUUAAGAACUAGUUCGUCUACAAGUACUACGAGCCAAAGCGAAGGUGAAGACGUUCAGAAUGUUGUGGAAGUCUUCAAAAGACAGGUCAGAAAGACAGUAGACUCUCGAUCUAAGAAUUUCCCAAGGACAAUUCAGGAAAGGGAACAGCAGAGCCCAGAUAAAAGCUCUUUAAUUAUUCGUAAAAUGGCUAGAAAAACGACAGACAAAAGUGGCGAGUUUCUUGAAGAAGAUUUUGAAGGCUUUGAUGACAUUGAUGGACAAGAAACAGUUUCUCAAGAGGGGUCAAAAGAGCAGUAUUCAAUGGCAGCAGAAAAAUUAGAAACAUUUGAUCAUCACGACAUGAGAAGUCGCGACGCGUCAAAAGGGGAGAAUUCGAAACAUAAAACGAUAAGAAAAACAAUAGAAGCUGAAAACAUAAACGAAUUUCUAAAUGAAGAAGAAAGAGCUUCGAGAAAGACGAAAUCAAUUCAGGAUAUUUCAAGGAUAAGAGAAAUAACAGAAAAGAAAUCUGGAAAAAGAUUGUAUAACACAAAAAUGGAAAAUCAAGGCGAGAGCGAAAAAAAUGAAUCUUGGGUUUUAGGAACGAGAAAUGCAAAACAAAACGAGACAAUUAGAGCAUCGACAUCUAGUGAAGAACUUAAUUCAUAUACUGGAUCAAAUGUCGCCGCAAAUGAGGUAACAACGUCAUCGGGAGAAUUUYUUUCGUCCUAUGGAAAACAGUCUGAUAGGGCUCCAAGUAAGAAGGUUGAAGAGGUCUCCCCUAGUGAAUCUGUAAUGCUUCUUCGUGAGAAGAUCAGAAAAAAUACCAGAGCAAGACAGGUGCGAAGAAGCUCACGUGUUGACAGAGGUCUAGAGCGGGAAAAAACACGCGACAAUCAAAACCAGGAAAAAAUUGCAAGCACAUCACAAGAAAAAUCUACCAAUGAGCUCAAAGAAUCUUUCUCAGUAGCUCCUGACAAAAAUAAAUAUUAUGAUGAUCAUUUGCAAGUUUCUAGUAAUAUUCCUAUUCCUUUUUCAAGAAGAAAAACGUCAGACACUCAAGAGAAACCUCCUCAGAGUAGCCCUGGACAUUUUUACUUCGAUACAGAAAAAGCAGAGAACAAUACGGAGACGCAGAAAGAAAAUAUAUUGGAUUCCAAGACGAAAUUUGUACAAAAAUCUAAGAUUCCUAGACGAAAAAGUGAGAACUCCAAAGAUGGAAUGGGACCUUUUGUAGCGAGGUUAAGAUCUGACGAAAUUGAGGGACAAAUAGUCGAUGCGAAGUCUGUUCAAUCAAUUGAUGACAAGUUAUUUAAAAAGAUAUCUGAAACGGAAGACCUUGAAAGUGAAAAAGUUUCGCGACAAAGUCCUUGGCAAAAGAACCGGAAUUCAAACGCAAAUAUGGGUCAAAUGCUUAGGAACGUUUCCAAGAAAACGAAGGAAACAACCUCUAGUUUGAAAACAAAUAUAGCUUCCACAACCGAUAAUAAUUUACUAACUAAUAAAUCUCAGACUUCACUUCGUGAUACAACUAUAAUUAACUCAAGGCACAACAGUAGUAGUAGUAGUGUUAGGCAAUUUGACUUUGAUUGGUUUGAAGCCGAGUUGAGCAAGCUCAAAGCAUCGGUGUUCAAGACUUAUGAAGAUUUCAAAGACAUUAGGAGCAUGGUGCAUGGUGUCGAGGAAGAGUUGAAUGAUUUGAAAAGUAAUUAUGGAGUUUGAUAUUUUUGAAUUGAUACGAGUGAUAAGUUUGGACUGCGAUGUAUUGUAACUAUUGGCACAGGUAGCCAAAGCUCUACUUUUGUAUCAAGCGAGAAAAUAUAAUGAAAGAGGCGUCUGAAACUCGAUCCACAUAUCCACACCGAAUCGCAAUAUGUAUUGUUCUGGAAUAACUAGCCUCACGUGCAUGUGUAACCGCUUUUAUGUUUCCAUGCACAUCAACACGAGGCUAGUCAGUACAAAACAAUAGCUAUAGUGCAAAAUGGUCGCCAUAUUUAAUCUUAUAAGUAUACUAAACUGACAUGCGCUUUCUAUGAGUGCGCGUUUAUUUGCACACUAUCUUGGUAGUUUAUUCCAGUUUUUCCUUUUUAUUUCCUAAUCCCUGCAGUUUCACUACUGAAUUUAAAAAUAAGACCAAUUCCGAUUUUCAAGUUUGCGUGCAUAUAUAUCUUCGCCACCGCUAUAGUUUUUUCAAAACGCAUCCCACAUGGAAAAGAAUGACCAUGAAUACUUAGCCGUCAGUGACAAAUUUGAUACUUUGGGUAUGCUGGUCAUAGCAAGGGGUUAAUCAUCUAUGGUCUAGGGGCCGACUAACCUCUCCCUUAGGCUUUUGCCGAGCUUCCUGAUCAGUCUGUAAUUCCUCCCGGGAUAGCGGUGUCGGGGUCGAAAUCUCUGGCGUAGCCGUAAAUGCUUCGCGCUACCAUACAACGCUUCAGCAUUCGGGUCUGGGAGUAUGGUCUCCGGUUAUUUUUUAAUUAACCAAAAGCAAAAAAAAUCAAUCUCCCUAACGAAUUAACUUUUAAGAAGAUAAUGUCAAUAGACCUUUACAAAAAUCUAAAUAGCAAUUGAAUUUUGCUGGUGGUUGGAAUAGAACAUGUUUGAAACACAAAGACUUCAAGUUACUCCCGCCACUCUAUGCUUUAUGAUUUUCUAUAGGUUUGCUUCCUAUGCAUCCCAUAAUUUAAGAUAACCGUCAUAUCAGUAAAAAGGUACGUUUAUUUGAAACGACAAGAGGAAUCCAAAGUGCUUGAUACCUGAAGUUUCUAUUACAUUUGCUGGAUAUGAUCGAUCAUACCUCGAUAUCUUCUUUUAGGCCACACAAACAAAUUUUAAAUCAAAUCCACAAAUCACACUUUUGACACUGAAUAUAACAGGAUGGUGACUAAUUCUGGAGUUUAAACUUUUUAUUGUUCACUCCUUAUCAUACAAACACCAGGAAUAUUAAAGCACAA
This is a messenger RNA of Actinia tenebrosa (Australian red waratah sea anemone), 3533 nucleotides long. RefSeq lists its product as uncharacterized. The record is from RefSeq and is a predicted model, not a curated record. NCBI's taxonomy places the organism in Eukaryota, Metazoa, Cnidaria, Anthozoa, Actiniaria, Actiniidae.